AUGUUAGAAGUUGGUAGAGUGGUCGAUCUGAAAUGCGAAGAUGUUCAAGAUCUGACCAUUCCACAAGAGCAUAUGUGGCCGAAUACGUUAAACUUUUGGUUGGGCAAGUUCGUUUGUGCAGUGGCCAAGCAAAAUGGAGAGCGUUAUCUGUCCACUUGCGAUCGCUUUAUUUGUUAAUUUGUGCGAUUAA
Pocillopora meandrina is the source of this 190-nucleotide messenger RNA. Lineage: Eukaryota; Metazoa; Cnidaria; Anthozoa; Scleractinia; Pocilloporidae. The record is from the annotation of a GenBank genome assembly.